AGAAUGAGUAAAACUUUGAGAAUAUUGGUGUGCGGUGAUGUGAAUGGGAAAUUCGAUCAGCUGUACAAGAGAAUUCGGAGCAUUCUCAGCAAGGGGCAACAGUUUGACAGUCUGUUCGUGGUGGGCGAGUUCUUCUCGCCGUUCGCCGGGACAUUAUCAGCUUGGGAGAGCUACGCAUCGGGUGAAAAACAAGUACCGAUCGCGACUUACAUUCUAGGACCGAAAUCUGAAAAUCUAUCGAAAUUCUUCGAGAAUGCCAAGGAUGGCACGGAACUUUGUCCCAACAUCAUCUUCAUGGGAACCCGCGGUGUUAUCACCCUCGCUGGGGGCCUGAGGGUGGCGUACUUCUCCGGCACGGACUGCGGCAGUGUCAAGUCAUCGAACCAUACCUACAGCCUCCAAGAUGUGCACAAGUAUCUGAGGCCCCUCGUCUCUUCAGAGACCAACAUCGACAUCCUCCUGACAUCUGAUUGGCCUGCCGGAAUUAUGAAAUACGCAGCGAUCAAUAAGAAAGCGUCAUCGAUGGCCGGCAGUUCUGGGAUAGCUCAGAUAGCGUAUUUCCUGAAGCCGAGAUACCACUUCACCGCGUCGAAGGACUUUUUCUACGAGCGCGCUCCGUUCCGGAAUCACGUCAUUCUGACAGAGAAACCGAUACAGGCUAGUAGAUUCAUUUCACUUUCGAACGUGGGUUCGAAGGAGAAGAACAUCUACGCGUUCAGCAUCAUUCCGAUGGUCUACGCGAGCAUCGCUGAAGUGAGCAAACAACCGGAUGACACUACCGAGAACCCUUAUCCCGCUUUCGACCUUCCGCGAGAGGAAGAGAAAUCCUUCCAAGGUUUCUUCUACGAUCAGAAGACAUCUCACGAUGAGCCUCGGAAGAAGAAACAAAGGAGAGAUAACGCACCCAGACUCCAACAAAUCUCCCAGGACGAUUGCUGGUUCUGCUUACAGAGUCCCAAAGUCGCGAAACACCUGGUCUGCUCCGUAGGGGAUACGUGCUAUAUCGCGAUGGCGAAAGGUGCCAUCGUUCCCCAUCACUGUUUACUCCUGCCCAUCGGCCACCACAGGAAUAUGUCCGAUCUCGAACUAGACACUAGGAUCGAGCUGGCGAAGUACAAGGAGGCCUUGAACCGGUUAUUUGCCUCGAAGGAAAUGUACGCUGUUUACUUCGAGCGGAACUACAAGUGCUCGCACAUGCAACUGCAGGUCGUUCCAAUCAGCACCAAAAUCUCCGAGAAAGAGGUGCAGAGCGCGUUCGCAGACUACGGCGCCUCCGUGGGAGUCAAGCUGGAGGUGAUUCCCAGAAAUACCGACAUCUCCCAGGCUGUCCCACAAGGGCAAGCGUAUUUUUUCGCCGAAUUCGGAAACACUAAAAUGCUCGCGAGGAUCAAGGGCGACUUCCCGAUCAAUUUCGGCCGAGAAGUUGUCUGUUGCAGCGAUAUCCUUGAUAUGUGCGAGCGCUCGGACUGGAAGCACUGCACUGUCUCCGAGAGAGAGGAGACCGAGAUGACGAGAAGCUUCAGGGAUGACUUCAAGAGCUUCGACUUCACCCUCGAUGACGACGACAACGAGUGA
Galendromus occidentalis (western predatory mite) is the source of this 1575-nucleotide messenger RNA. RefSeq names its product CWF19-like protein 1. Gene Ontology annotation, cellular component: post-mRNA release spliceosomal complex. Gene Ontology annotation, biological process: mRNA splicing, via spliceosome. Gene Ontology annotation, molecular function: RNA lariat debranching enzyme activator activity. Bases 4 to 1575 code for a protein of 523 amino acids. The record is from RefSeq and is a predicted model, not a curated record. The transcript has a single exon. Lineage: Eukaryota; Metazoa; Arthropoda; Arachnida; Mesostigmata; Phytoseiidae.